Lindgomyces ingoldianus is the source of this 1598-nucleotide messenger RNA. Its product is annotated as Pkinase-domain-containing protein. The coding region runs from base 200 to 1417 and encodes 405 amino acids. The record is from RefSeq and is a predicted model, not a curated record. The transcript is spliced from 7 exons. Gene Ontology annotation, cellular component: cAMP-dependent protein kinase complex; nucleus. Lineage: Eukaryota; Fungi; Ascomycota; Dothideomycetes; Pleosporales; Lindgomycetaceae. Gene Ontology annotation, biological process: peptidyl-serine phosphorylation. Gene Ontology annotation, molecular function: ATP binding; cAMP-dependent protein kinase activity.
UACACACUCCAGACCUCGACAUCUUACGCUGCCCCGUCCAUGGUUGAAUGUAACAGCACACUCGGCGCCUCCGACCUCUAGAAGGUCCUGACACGGCACCAGCAGUUUACCCUCCUACAAACUCGCCCACGCCCGCACAGCAAUGUUCUAGGAAAGAAGCCGCGCCUCUCGCACCUGCAACCCGCGCACACCAGCAGCCAUGGCCGCAGCAGUUCGGAACACGGUUUCGAGCGUUCUGCAUCACCACCACUCCAAUCGGGAGCCCUCACCGCAAGCCAAUCAGUUGCCAAACUCUCACGACCGCCAGGACUCGCCGGCCAUGGAGCGCGCGCGCGAGGAGGAGAAGCAUUCUCUUGCGCAUUGGGAGGACCACAAGCGCCCUCUGAGCCCGGAUCAGAUCGCCAAUGACGGGGACCAGCGAACUGUCGGGCACUCGUCGCAGGUGCUGCGACAGGACGACUUCGAGCUUAUAAAGACUCUGGGAACGGGAACAUUCGCGCGCGUAUGGCUUGUACGGCUCAACAAUGCCAGAGACGAGGACCAGAACAAGGUAUUUGCGUUGAAGAUUCUGCGCAAAGUGGACGUGAUCCGCCUCAAGCAGGUGGAACAUGUGCGAAACGAGCGCAAUGUGCUCGCUGCCGUCGCGGGCCAUCCCUUCAUCACGACCAUGGUAGCGAGCUUCCAGGAUCACGAUUCAUUAUACAUGCUGCUCGAUUACUGCCCUGGAGGCGAAGUGUUCAGUUAUCUCCGAAGAGCGCGCCGGUUCAACGAACCAACCUCGCAAUUUUAUGCCGCCGAAAUCGUUCUGAUAUUAGAGUUCCUCCACGAGAAGGAGGGGGUAGCGUACCGGGAUUUAAAGCCCGAGAACAUCCUCAUAGAUGCAGAAGGGCAUCUGAAACUUGUCGAUUUUGGAUUCGCGAAGAAGGUAGAGAAUAGGGAAACAUACACAUUAUGUGGAACCCCUGAAUACCUCGCUCCCGAGGUCAUCCGGAACACAGGUCAUGGAACUGCCGUAGAUUGGUGGGCAUUCGGCAUCCUAGUCUAUGAAUUCCUCGUCGGCCAACCUCCCUUCUGGGACCAUAACCCAAUGAAAAUAAUCGUCGAAGGCCGCGUGCGCUUUCCCUCCGCCAUGUCCUCAGAAGCCCGUGACUUAAUCUCCGGCCUCUGCACCGUCGACACUUCAAAACGCCUCGGCAACAUCAAAGGAGGCGCCUCAGCAGUCAAAUCCCAUCCCUGGUUCCGACAGAUCGAUUGGAACGCUCUGUAUAACCGCAAAGUGCAUGGUCCGAUUGUACCGCACUUGCGGGGGCCUGCGGAUACGAGGAAUUUUGAUGAGUAUGAGCCUGAGAGUGAAAAUAGAGAGCCAUAUUCGAGGGAAAUGAGGGAUAAGUGGGAGGAGUGUUUUAGGGACUUUUAGGGUAUAUAUGGGGGGGGUGGAAGGGAAGGGAAGGAAGGAAAUGGAUGGGUGGUUGGGAUGACUGCACUUGGCGUUUUUGAACGAGGAGGGAGUUGGGUAGUGUUUGAGGUGGGAUGGAGUUGCAGUGCUCUUCAAGAGGAGGAAAAGUGCCAGAGGAAGAAAAUGCACCAACACAGUAGCG